Molecule: messenger RNA, 6751 nt
Organism: Homo sapiens (human)
Lineage: Eukaryota; Metazoa; Chordata; Mammalia; Primates; Hominidae
Gene: TNXB
Product: tenascin XB
Cellular component (GO): extracellular matrix; extracellular region; tenascin complex
Molecular function (GO): heparin binding; collagen binding
Source: RefSeq, marked reviewed
GGCCAGCGCAUGGGCCCUGUGUCUGUCGUCGGGGUGACAGCUGCAGAGGAAGAGACCCCCAGCCCCACAGAACCCAGCAUGGAGGCCCCGGAGCCCGCUGAGGAGCCGCUCCUGGGGGAGCUAACAGUGACAGGAUCCUCCCCUGACUCGCUGAGCCUCUCCUGGACCGUCCCCCAGGGCCGCUUCGACUCCUUCACCGUGCAGUACAAGGACAGGGACGGGCGGCCCCAGGUGGUGCGUGUUGGGGGCGAGGAGAGUGAAGUCACCGUGGGGGGCCUGGAGCCUGGGCGCAAGUACAAGAUGCACCUGUACGGCCUCCACGAGGGGCGGCGCGUGGGCCCAGUGUCUGCUGUGGGCGUCACGGCCCCCGAAGAGGAGUCCCCUGAUGCUCCUCUUGCAAAGCUGCGCCUAGGGCAGAUGACAGUGAGAGACAUCACCUCCGACUCCCUCAGCCUCUCCUGGACAGUCCCCGAGGGCCAGUUUGACCAUUUCUUGGUCCAGUUUAAGAAUGGGGAUGGGCAGCCCAAGGCGGUGCGGGUGCCGGGACACGAGGAUGGGGUCACCAUCUCGGGCCUGGAGCCAGACCACAAGUACAAGAUGAACCUGUACGGCUUCCACGGUGGCCAGCGCGUGGGCCCCGUGUCUGCUGUUGGUUUAACUGCCCCAGGAAAGGAUGAAGAAAUGGCCCCAGCCUCGACAGAACCUCCCACCCCUGAACCCCCCAUCAAGCCUCGCCUGGAGGAGCUGACCGUGACAGAUGCGACCCCUGACUCCCUCAGCCUGUCCUGGACGGUUCCCGAGGGACAGUUUGACCACUUCCUGGUCCAGUACAAGAAUGGGGAUGGGCAGCCCAAGGCAACACGGGUGCCAGGACAUGAGGACAGGGUCACCAUCUCCGGCCUGGAGCCAGACAACAAGUACAAGAUGAACCUGUACGGCUUCCACGGUGGCCAGCGUGUGGGCCCCGUGUCUGCCAUCGGGGUGACAGCUGCAGAGGAAGAGACCCCCAGCCCCACAGAACCCAGCAUGGAGGCCCCGGAGCCCCCUGAGGAGCCGCUCCUGGGGGAGCUGACAGUGACAGGAUCCUCCCCUGACUCGCUGAGCCUCUCCUGGACCGUCCCCCAGGGCCGCUUCGACUCCUUCACCGUGCAGUACAAGGACAGGGACGGGCGGCCCCAGGUGGUGCGUGUUGGGGGCGAGGAGAGCGAGGUCACCGUGGGGGGCCUGGAGCCUGGGCGCAAAUACAAGAUGCACCUGUACGGCCUCCACGAGGGGCGGCGCGUGGGCCCGGUGUCCACCGUGGGCGUGACUGCCCCACAAGAGGAUGUGGACGAGACCCCCAGCCCUACAGAACCAGGCACAGAGGCCCCAGAGCCCCCCGAGGAGCCUCUCCUGGGGGAGCUGACAGUGACAGGAUCCUCCCCUGACUCGCUGAGCCUUUCCUGGACCGUCCCCCAGGGCCGCUUUGACUCCUUCACCGUGCAGUACAAGGACAGGGACGGGCGGCCCCAGGCGGUGCGUGUUGGGGGCCAGGAGAGCAAGGUCACUGUGAGGGGCCUGGAGCCUGGGCGCAAGUACAAGAUGCACCUGUACGGCCUCCACGAGGGGCGGCGCCUGGGCCCGGUGUCUGCCGUGGGCGUCACAGAGGAUGAAGCCGAGACCACCCAAGCAGUGCCUACCAUGACCCCUGAGCCCCCCAUCAAGCCUCGCCUGGGGGAGCUGACCAUGACAGAUGCCACCCCUGACUCCCUCAGCCUGUCCUGGACGGUUCCCGAGGGCCAGUUUGACCACUUCCUGGUCCAGUACAGGAAUGGGGAUGGGCAGCCCAAGGCGGUGCGGGUGCCGGGGCACGAGGACGGGGUCACCAUCUCAGGCCUGGAGCCAGACCAUAAAUACAAGAUGAACCUGUACGGCUUCCACGGUGGCCAGCGCGUGGGCCCCAUCUCUGUCACUGGGGUGACGGCUGCAGAGGAAGAGACCCCCAGCCCCACGGAACUCAGCACUGAGGCCCCGGAGCCCCCUGAGGAGCCGCUCCUGGGGGAGCUGACAGUGACAGGAUCCUCCCCUGACUCGCUGAGCCUCUCCUGGACCAUCCCCCAGGGCCACUUCGACUCCUUCACCGUGCAGUACAAGGACAGGGACGGGCGGCCCCAGGUGAUGCGUGUCAGGGGCGAGGAGAGCGAGGUCACCGUGGGGGGCCUGGAGCCCGGGCGCAAAUACAAGAUGCACCUGUACGGCCUCCACGAGGGGCGGCGUGUGGGCCCGGUGUCCACCGUGGGUGUGACAGCUCCAGAGGAUGAAGCAGAGACCACCCAAGCAGUGCCCACCACAACCCCUGAGCCCCCCAACAAGCCUCGCCUCGGGGAGCUGACCGUGACAGAUGCCACCCCUGACUCCCUCAGCCUGUCCUGGAUGGUCCCCGAGGGCCAGUUUGACCACUUCCUGGUCCAGUACAGGAAUGGGGAUGGGCAGCCCAAGGUGGUGCGGGUGCCGGGGCACGAGGACGGGGUCACCAUCUCAGGCCUGGAGCCAGACCACAAGUACAAGAUGAACCUGUACGGCUUCCACGGUGGCCAGCGCGUGGGCCCCAUCUCUGUCAUUGGGGUGACAGCUGCAGAGGAAGAAACUCCCGCCCCCACAGAACCCAGCACGGAGGCCCCGGAGCCCCCUGAGGAGCCGCUCCUGGGGGAGCUGACAGUGACAGGAUCCUCCCCUGACUCGCUGAGCCUCUCCUGGACCAUCCCCCAGGGCCGCUUCGACUCCUUCACUGUGCAGUACAAGGACAGGGACGGGCGGCCCCAGGUGGUGCGUGUCAGGGGCGAGGAGAGCGAGGUCACCGUGGGGGGCCUGGAGCCCGGGUGCAAAUACAAGAUGCACCUGUACGGCCUCCACGAGGGGCAGCGCGUGGGCCCAGUGUCCGCUGUGGGUGUGACAGCUCCAAAGGAUGAAGCCGAGACCACCCAAGCAGUGCCUACCAUGACCCCUGAGCCCCCCAUCAAGCCUCGCCUGGGGGAGCUGACCGUGACAGAUGCCACCCCCGACUCCCUCAGCCUGUCCUGGAUGGUUCCCGAGGGCCAGUUUGACCACUUCCUGGUCCAGUACAGGAAUGGGGAUGGGCAGCCCAAGGCGGUGCGGGUGCCGGGGCACGAGGACGGGGUCACCAUCUCAGGCCUGGAGCCAGACCAUAAAUACAAGAUGAACCUGUACGGCUUCCACGGUGGCCAGCGCGUAGGCCCUGUGUCUGCCAUUGGGGUGACGGAGGAAGAGACCCCCAGCCCCACAGAACCCAGCACUGAGGCCCCGGAGGCCCCUGAGGAGCCGCUCCUGGGGGAGUUGACAGUGACAGGAUCCUCCCCUGACUCGCUGAGCCUCUCCUGGACCGUCCCCCAGGGCCGCUUCGACUCCUUCACCGUGCAGUACAAGGACAGGGACGGGCAGCCCCAGGUGGUGCGUGUCAGGGGCGAGGAGAGCGAGGUCACCGUGGGGGGCCUGGAGCCCGGGCGCAAAUACAAGAUGCAUCUGUACGGCCUCCACGAGGGGCAGCGCGUGGGCCCAGUGUCCACCGUGGGCAUCACGGCGCCCCUGCCCACACCACUGCCGGUGGAGCCCCGCCUGGGGGAGCUGGCGGUGGCGGCCGUGACCUCGGACUCAGUGGGCCUCUCAUGGACGGUGGCCCAGGGCCCCUUUGACUCCUUCCUGGUACAGUACAGGGACGCGCAGGGGCAGCCCCAGGCAGUGCCUGUGAGCGGAGACCUCCGAGCGGUCGCCGUCUCGGGGCUGGACCCGGCCCGCAAGUACAAGUUCCUGCUCUUUGGACUCCAGAAUGGGAAACGCCACGGCCCAGUCCCUGUGGAGGCCAGGACCGCCCCAGACACCAAACCGUCUCCCCGCCUGGGGGAGCUGACUGUGACAGAUGCGACCCCUGACUCCGUGGGCCUCUCGUGGACGGUCCCUGAGGGCGAAUUCGACUCCUUCGUGGUCCAGUACAAGGAUAAGGAUGGUCGGCUCCAGGUGGUGCCGGUGGCAGCCAACCAGCGGGAGGUCACAGUCCAGGGCCUGGAGCCCAGUAGGAAAUACAGGUUCCUGCUCUAUGGUCUGUCAGGCAGGAAACGACUGGGCCCCAUCUCUGCUGACAGCACCACAGCUCCCCUGGAGAAGGAGCUACCUCCCCACCUGGGGGAACUGACCGUGGCUGAGGAGACCUCCAGCUCUCUGCGCCUGUCCUGGACGGUAGCCCAGGGCCCCUUUGACUCCUUCGUGGUCCAGUACAGGGACACGGACGGGCAGCCCAGGGCAGUGCCUGUGGCCGCAGACCAGCGCACAGUCACCGUAGAGGACCUGGAGCCUGGCAAGAAAUACAAGUUUCUGCUCUACGGGCUCCUUGGGGGAAAGCGCCUGGGCCCGGUCUCUGCCCUGGGAAUGACAGCCCCAGAAGAGGACACACCAGCCCCAGAGUUAGCCCCAGAGGCCCCUGAGCCUCCUGAAGAGCCCCGCCUAGGAGUGCUGACCGUGACCGACACAACCCCAGACUCCAUGCGCCUCUCGUGGAGCGUGGCCCAGGGCCCCUUUGAUUCCUUCGUGGUCCAGUAUGAGGACACGAACGGGCAGCCCCAGGCCUUGCUCGUGGACGGCGACCAGAGCAAGAUCCUCAUCUCAGGCCUGGAGCCCAGCACCCCCUACAGGUUCCUCCUCUAUGGCCUCCAUGAAGGGAAGCGCCUGGGGCCCCUCUCAGCUGAGGGCACCACAGGGCUGGCUCCUGCUGGUCAGACCUCAGAGGAGUCAAGGCCCCGCCUGUCCCAGCUGUCUGUGACUGACGUGACCACCAGUUCACUGAGGCUCAACUGGGAGGCCCCACCGGGGGCCUUCGACUCCUUCCUGCUCCGCUUUGGGGUUCCAUCACCAAGCACACUGGAGCCGCAUCCGCGUCCACUGCUGCAGCGCGAGCUGAUGGUGCCGGGGACGCGGCACUCGGCCGUGCUCCGGGACCUGCGUUCCGGGACUCUGUACAGCCUGACACUGUAUGGGCUGCGAGGACCCCACAAGGCCGACAGCAUCCAGGGAACCGCCCGCACCCUCAGCCCAGUUCUGGAGAGCCCCCGUGACCUCCAAUUCAGUGAAAUCAGGGAGACCUCAGCCAAGGUCAACUGGAUGCCCCCACCAUCCCGGGCGGACAGCUUCAAAGUCUCCUACCAGCUGGCGGACGGAGGGGAGCCUCAGAGUGUGCAGGUGGAUGGCCAGGCCCGGACCCAGAAACUCCAGGGGCUGAUCCCAGGCGCUCGCUAUGAGGUGACCGUGGUCUCGGUCCGAGGCUUUGAGGAGAGUGAGCCUCUCACAGGCUUCCUCACCACGGUUCCUGACGGUCCCACACAGUUGCGUGCACUGAACUUGACCGAGGGAUUCGCCGUGCUGCACUGGAAGCCCCCCCAGAAUCCUGUAGACACCUAUGACAUCCAGGUCACAGCCCCUGGGGCCCCGCCUCUGCAGGCGGAGACCCCAGGCAGCGCGGUGGACUACCCCCUGCAUGACCUUGUCCUCCACACCAACUACACCGCCACAGUGCGUGGCCUGCGGGGCCCCAACCUCACUUCCCCAGCCAGCAUCACCUUCACCACAGGGCUAGAGGCCCCUCGGGACUUGGAGGCCAAGGAAGUGACCCCCCGCACCGCCCUGCUCACUUGGACUGAGCCCCCAGUCCGGCCCGCAGGCUACCUGCUCAGCUUCCACACCCCUGGUGGACAGACCCAGGAGAUCCUGCUCCCAGGAGGGAUCACAUCUCACCAGCUCCUUGGCCUCUUUCCCUCCACCUCCUACAAUGCACGGCUCCAGGCCAUGUGGGGCCAGAGCCUCCUGCCGCCCGUGUCCACCUCUUUCACCACGGGUGGGCUGCGGAUCCCCUUCCCCAGGGACUGCGGGGAGGAGAUGCAGAACGGAGCCGGUGCCUCCAGGACCAGCACCAUCUUCCUCAACGGCAACCGCGAGCGGCCCCUGAUCGUGUUUUGCGACAUGGAGACUGAUGGGGGCGGCUGGCUGGUGUUCCAGCGCCGCAUGGAUGGACAGACAGACUUCUGGAGGGACUGGGAGGACUAUGCCCAUGGUUUUGGGAACAUCUCUGGAGAGUUCUGGCUGGGCAAUGAGGCCCUGCACAGCCUGACACAGGCAGGUGACUACUCCAUGCGCGUGGACCUGCGGGCUGGGGACGAGGCUGUGUUCGCCCAGUACGACUCCUUCCACGUAGACUCGGCUGCGGAGUACUACCGCCUCCACUUGGAGGGCUACCACGGCACCGCAGGGGACUCCAUGAGCUACCACAGCGGCAGUGUCUUCUCUGCCCGUGAUCGGGACCCCAACAGCUUGCUCAUCUCCUGCGCUGUCUCCUACCGAGGGGCCUGGUGGUACAGGAACUGCCACUACGCCAACCUCAACGGGCUCUACGGGAGCACAGUGGACCAUCAGGGAGUGAGCUGGUACCACUGGAAGGGCUUCGAGUUCUCGGUGCCCUUCACGGAAAUGAAGCUGAGACCAAGAAACUUUCGCUCCCCAGCGGGGGGAGGCUGAGCUGCUGCCCACCUCUCUCGCACCCCAGUAUGACUGCCGAGCACUGAGGGGUCGCCCCGAGAGAAGAGCCAGGGUCCUUCACCACCCAGCCGCUGGAGGAAGCCUUCUCUGCCAGCGAUCUCGCAGCACUGUGUUUACAGGGGGGAGGGGAGGGGUUCGUACGGGAGCAAUAAAGGAGAAACUGAGGUACCCGGCU